AUGGGCGCUGGCUACCCCUGCGUUGCCGGAGCCUGCAUGGAGUCCCUAGCCAAAUUCCACGAGUUCGCCAAGAAAACCGACUACCGCGAACCCCACGAUGUCUUCAACGGACCUCUACAAUAUGGAUACAACACCAAACUCGACUGCUUCAGCUGGCUCGCAGCAAACCACCCUUACGAGAUGCAAUUCGCACAGCACAUGGGCGCAUACCGCCAAGGCCGACCAAGCUGGAUGGAUGAAGGCAUUUACCCCAUGAAAGAACGAUUGGUCGACGGCUUUGACGACUCUCAAGACAACGUGCUCCUUGUUGACGUCGGUGGAAGCUUUGGUCAUGACAUUGAUGAGUUUAGGAGGAAGCAUCCCGACGCCCCUGGUAGGCUUGUGGUCCAGGAUCUUCCAACUGUUAUCAAUCAGAUUGAGAAGCUCGACGAUAAGAUUGAGAGGAUGGGACAUGACUUUUUCACUGAACAACCGAUCAAAGGUGCCCGAGCCUACUACAUGCAUUCGGUCCUCCAUGACUGGCCGGAUAAAAAGUGCGAAGAGAUUCUUGUGCGGACUACAGCUGCGAUGAAGCCUGGAUACAGCAGGUUGUUGGUCAAUGAGAAUUGCAUUCCCGACAUCGGUGCCGACUGGCAGAACACUGGACAAGAUAUCAUGAUGUUGACGCUAGUCAGUAGCAAGGAGCGUACGCGGGUGGAGUGGCAGAGUCUCCUAGAGAAGGCUGGUCUGAGUAUCUUGGGUAUCUAUGGUGGCGGCAAUGGUGUUGAAAGUUUGAUAGAGUGUGAGUUAGCGUAG
Messenger RNA from Colletotrichum fioriniae, 795 nucleotides. RefSeq lists its product as uncharacterized. NCBI's taxonomy places the organism in Eukaryota, Fungi, Ascomycota, Sordariomycetes, Glomerellales, Glomerellaceae. The record is from RefSeq and is a predicted model, not a curated record. Gene Ontology annotation, molecular function: O-methyltransferase activity.